Molecule: messenger RNA, 3450 nt
Organism: Anopheles bellator
Lineage: Eukaryota; Metazoa; Arthropoda; Insecta; Diptera; Culicidae
Product: sphingomyelin phosphodiesterase 1-like
Exons: 3
Coding region: 35-2011 (658 amino acids)
Biological process (GO): sphingomyelin catabolic process; ceramide biosynthetic process
Cellular component (GO): lysosome
Molecular function (GO): acid sphingomyelin phosphodiesterase activity
Source: RefSeq, a predicted model, not a curated record
CCGUGUUACGGAGUAUCUCUGCAGCUGUUACGAAAUGUUAGCCGUGGCCGUGGUGGUGUUGACUGCUGUGGGGUCUCUCUUCUUGCUGGCUGGCCCCACGGUGGCCGCCACAAACGGUUCUCCGAGGGGAACUCCAUACCGGAUCGAUUUAGCGCAAUACAAUCAAGAUCUUCUGCCAAGGAUUCGGCCAUACAUCGACGCAUCAGAGCAUCCGGCGGAGAUUGUUCCGUUCUUCGAGCUUCUGCCCGAUUACCGCGAGCGGUUGAGUGGCAACUUUCUCAUCGAUGGAUUCGCCCGGGCACGCAACUCGGCUCGCUGUCUACUGUGCAUGUCCAGCUCGUAUCUGUUCCUGAGUUUGUACAACGAAACGGUGGCCGCAACAGGGCGCACCGAGCGAGUGCGGACGAUCGCUGGCCGUUUGUGUCGACUCCUCGGCUUCAAGGCUUAUUUGUGCGACGGAGUGAUCGGUCUAAAUGGGGACGUAAUUGAGUACGUGCUCGAGAACCGACGGCCGUUCCCCGAGCCGGAAGACAUUUGCCAGGUGUAUUUGCAGGAGUUGGAUUGUGUGCGUGAUGGACGGAGCAUCACCGCACCGGAUGCUUACCGCAGUGUCGCGAUCUCAAAUCAAGUCCCUCUGCAGGACACGUCGCCUGUGUGGCGGCGUGAUCACAAACGAGGUGCCGCUAAUGGACAGUGUUCAAGAAAGGAUAACACGCAGGGUGCGACACAUCCACUAACGAUCGUCCACUUGACCGACAUCCACUACGAUCCGGAGUACGUGGUGGGAGUGAAUGCGGACUGCCGGGCCGAAGCAUGCUGUCGUGUGCUGCCGGAUCUUCCGUCGGCUAACGACAGUACGGCAGCCGGUUAUUGGGGAGACUAUCGGGACUGCGACACUCCCUGGCACGGGGUGGUGGACGCGAUGGAACACAUCCGAGCCCAGCACGCACACAUCGAUGCGAUCUACUUCACCGGGGACAUCGUGCACCAUUUCACGUGGAACACUACGGUCGAGACGAACGAGGACGACAUGCGGCAAGUGUUCGACCUGAUGAAGCGCACGUUCCCCGGUGUACCGAUCUACCCGAUCCUCGGUAACCACGAAUCGCAUCCCGCCAAUCUGUACGCACCUCACACGGUCACCGCAGCCCUGCGGACGGACUACCUGUACAACUUCAUCAUCCGUCAGUGGGCCGACUGGCUACCAAUGGACAAAGUGCGCGCAACCCUCGCCGAAGGAGGUUACUACACCGUUCGAACCCCGUACGGUGUGCGGUUGAUCGGUCUGAACAACAAUCCGUGCUUUGUGCACAACUUUUGGUUGUUUUACUCACUCGACUACUUCCUGCCGCAACUGCAGUGGCUACACGAUACGCUGCUGGAAGCCGAACGGGCCAACGAGCGGGUUCACAUUCUCGCACACGUGCCCUCGUACGACGAUUCGUGUUUCAUCGGGUGGACACGUGAGUAUCGAAAGAUUGUGGAACGCUUUGCACACAUCAUCGCGGCACAGUUCAAUGGCCACUCGCACGUGGAUGAGUUCAAUCUCUACUAUGCACGCAACGAUCCGUCGCGGCCGAUCAGUGUUGCGUGGAAUGGAGGAUCGACUACGACGUUUACGAAGCUAAAUCCGAACUACAAAGUGUUCCAGUUUGACCCGCUCAGUUUCGAUCCGAUUGAGCAAGAAACCUGGGUCUACAAUCUAACCGCAGCAAACUUAACGCCCGAUCGCCGACCGACCUGGUUCCGGGCGUACUCUUUCAAAGACUACUAUCAACUGAGCGACCUCAGCCUGGAGUCCCUCGGUGGUCUCGUGCGUCGCUUUGCGCAAUCCGAGGAACAGCUCGCGGGCUAUUGGCGGGCGAAGCAGAAACAUUCCGAUCCUCUGCUCGAGGAAGGUUGCACCGGUUCCUGCUUGCGCGAUGCACUCUGUGCCAUCGUUCGCACCGAGCACGAAGAUGACGGUGCUUGUCAGCGACUGUACGAGCCAGCGACGGAGCAAAGGAACUAACGCUACGCUACUCACCGCAACCGCUUUCUCCAGCUUCUCUUUGGCCUCGCGCGGAGAGAUGGCUUUACUGGAAAGCCCCAGCAACGCUUCCAUCCUCGUGCAGGCCCGCUGCUUCUCGUUCAGUAGCUCGCGCAGUUUGUUCAGCUCGCCCAGUAGUUCCAUGUUUUCCUUCAUCAACUUCAACGAUUCGCCCGUAUCCUUCCGUUGGCCACUCUUCUGCUUCGCGCUCUUCGUCAACCGCUCCAGGUACUCGCGCUGUCUCAGGAACUCGUUCUGUACGUCCUCAUCUAGGGCCAGCGAUUUCUGAAGCUCUUUGUCCUCCGAGUAGCGGUGGCACAGCUCCUUUACGCUGCGCUUCAGCUCUUCCGGGCGCUGGAUCAGGCCGGAAACGUUGUAGAUCUCACCGCACACCCGUUGGUACUGUGCCUUGGCGUUGCGGAACCGGCCUCGCUCUUUGCGCAGCUCGAGAUCGAUACCGUAGUAUUUAUCGCGCAGUUCCUGUAGCUGCAGCUCGUACUGCUUGUUGGUUUGCUGUAGCUCUUCGAGCUUCUUUUCCAUCUCGAGGAUGAAUUCCUUCUUCUCCUUGAUUUCGCGGUCCUUUGGUUCGAUCUGUGCCUUCAGCUCGUUGAUUUUCAGCGACAGAACCUGCUUGUACUUUUCCAGUUCGCCAUUUUUCUUGCCCAACUCGUACACUUUCCGAUCCUUGUCGCGUAUCGUCGCAUCGCGGUCGGCCACCUCCUUGAGCAGCCCUUCGAUCUCGCGCUGGUGCUGCCGGAUGCUUGCCUGAAACUUGCCGUGCUGGGCUUGCAUUGUUUCGAUCUCCUUCCGGUACGUUUCCGAUUCGCGGCUCAGAGUGGAGAACUUUUUCUUCAACACACCCGCCUCACCGCGCCACUUGAUCGAGUUCUCUUCCUCCUCCUGGAGCUUCUUUUCGUACUGCAGCUGCAGCUCCACCUUGUGCCGAUCGUUGUCCACGUCCACCUGUCGACAGUACUCGUCGAAUUCGGCUCUCUUGCGGUCCAUGUCUUUCAGGAGAUUCUCAAUGAUCUCCUGCUUGUCGUUCAGUAGUCGCUUCUGGUCGGCUUCCAUCGAUUCUGCGAAGAAUUGGGGACAGUUUUAGAGAUCGGCGGCGCAGGCUCACAGGCACCUGCUUACCGAUCGUGUCCUGCAGACAGCCAGCCGAGCGGCGCAGCUUCACUUCGUAGUCCUCGCGCAUCGCGUCCAUCUUGCUCUUCAACGCCGUCAGCUUGUCGUACUCCAGGAUGAUCUUUUCGUGGAACUGAGCCUCAAAGUCCAUCAUCUCCUUCUGGUGUUCUUCCUUCGCCUGCGAGAUGCUGGCCGUGAUCAGAUGAAACUCCUCCGUGUGUGCCUGCUCCAUUUCUAUGUUCUUUCUCUAAACUCGAAACAGACGCGCAAUAAAUCAACGAAAAUGAACGUUU